AUGCCAGCGCACCUCAUCGAAGUGGACCUAAGCGAGGUCUCCAAGUCGCUCGCUGUGCUUGGUGGCUUCAUCGUCAUCUAUGGUCUGCUGUCAUACGUCGUGAAAGAACGACUGUACCUGUCGGAGCCUCUUCUGGCAGUGAUGGCGGGUAUCAUCGUUGGACCGUAUGUGCUCAACUGGGUCGACCCUAUCAGUUGGGGCACGAUUGAAGAGACCAAUGAGGUCACUUAUCAACUCACCCGCAUCGUCGUGGGGAUUCAGGUGCUGUUCUGUGGUAUAUCUCUACCUAAGGCGUACUUAUGGAGAGAGAAGUUCUCGCUUGUCAUCUUGCUGUUUGGCAUCAUGACUACGGCUUGGUUUGCAACAGCUUUGCUCAUCUGGGGUCUCAUUCCCAAUCUUACCUUUCUGGAAAGCCUUUGUAUCGCAGCAGCCGUGACACCCACUGAUCCGGUGCUCGCCAACUCCAUCACCACGGGUCGCUACGCCGAGAAGCACGUCCCCGCCAACGUACGUAACAUCAUCAUCGCCGAGUCCGGAGCAAACGACGGCCUCGGAUUUCCCUUUCUCUACCUGGCUAUCUAUCUCCUUGCUCGCCACGGUGAAGAUGCGGAUAAGAGCGUAGAAACCGAAGUAGGAAGCUGGACGUAUGCCGUUGUCAUUUACCAAAUUGUUCUCUCCAUCGCAUUUGGCGCUCUGAUUGGGUAUUUGGCUCGUAAGUCGCUCAAGUGGGCCGAAUCAAGAUCGUACAUCGACAAAGCCAAUUUCUUCGCCUAUGGUCUCGGAUUGGCCUUCUUCACCCUCGGAACCACGGGCUUGUUUGGGUCGGACGAUAUCUUGGCAUGCUUCAUCGCUGGUAACUCGUUCACUUGGGAUGACUGGUUCCGUAUCCGCACCGAAGACAACGAUUUCCAGGAGAUCAUCGAUACAGUUCUCAACAUGACAGUAUUUGUCUAUAUCGGUGCUAUUAUUCCUUGGUCUGCUUACUCGAACAUGGAGUUGCAGCUGACAGGUUGGAGGAUGGUAGUGCUGGGGAUUACAGUGCUGUUGCUCCGUAGGCCGCCUUGGGUGAUUGCAGCUACGAAAGCCAUCCCGGCACUGCGAGACUUCAAGGAGUCGGCAUUUGCUGGUUGGUUCGGUCCGAUUGGCGUUGGAGCCGUGUUCUACAUUCAGGUCGCACUCAGGCAGUUGCCAGAAGAUGGAACAAGGGAAAGGCUGCGUGCGGUGUAUGCACCUAUCGUGCUCUUCAUGGUGUUCAGUUCGGUCCUGACCCAUGGAGUCACGAUCCCGAUCUCCAAGCUUGGACCUGGUGUUAUGCGUCGCACUGCUACACUGACCAAGACCAAAUCGAUCACCUUCUCGCGCCCUAUCAGCCGCAGCAACACGAUCCAGCCCACCAAGACGAACGCAAACACCGCUGUAGCUCGGGAGAGCUCGCCUGAAUCAGCGUCCAUGCCUGAUCGUUCGGACUCUGAACGAUCGGGCGGCGGCAGCCGUGGAUCGUUGCAGGGCUCGCCCCGAGGUCACGUAGGAUACGAUGAAUCAGGUAAAGCGUUGUGGAAUCCGCUGGUUGCAAUCGCCGACUGGGGCAUUCACGUGUUUGCCUUUUGGCAGAAAGACAGUUUUUGGCGCAAGGAUGUGACACCAGGCAAACACAAUGCUCUCGCCUCCCACCACGGCGGCGUCAAUAAAACCCACAUCUCUGCUCCCACUCGCCCUGUCAAACAGCGCAGCGUUGAAGAGGACAAAGAUAACAGCGCUGACAGCAUCCGCAUGGUGGAGACCAACGCAGAUGGUGAGCAAAUGAAGUCGCGUCUCCCUCCUCCGUCCAUGGAGCUUCCCACCACAGGCAGUGUCAAGAUCCCGAGUGCAAUCUUGCAGAACCCUUCAAAGUUCGGUUCGAACAGCGAAGGCAAGCCGGACAUGCCAGCGUUGUCGAGAACAGUCUCGCCAAGGAGGUUUGCGAUCCUACGUGUCUUAGACAAGGAGAUGAGCGAAGAACGUAAGGAGGCGCAGACGGAAGCGCAGCAGGGUUGGGAGAAGGGAGAGCAGAAGGAGCAGAAGCGGCUCAGGGAGAUGUUGAAGCUUCGCGAGGCUGAGCAGAAUGGUGGUGCGGAAGAGGUGCAAGGAGAUGCGCAAUCCACUCAUUCGAGUCAGAGAAGGACUCUUCGCUUCGUUUAA
Molecule: messenger RNA, 2178 nt
Organism: Ustilago hordei
Lineage: Eukaryota; Fungi; Basidiomycota; Ustilaginomycetes; Ustilaginales; Ustilaginaceae
Exons: 1
Coding region: 1-2178 (725 amino acids)
Biological process (GO): regulation of membrane potential; intracellular potassium ion homeostasis; sodium ion export across plasma membrane
Cellular component (GO): plasma membrane
Molecular function (GO): sodium:proton antiporter activity
Source: RefSeq, a predicted model, not a curated record